Molecule: messenger RNA, 2920 nt
Organism: Pipistrellus kuhlii (Kuhl's pipistrelle)
Lineage: Eukaryota; Metazoa; Chordata; Mammalia; Chiroptera; Vespertilionidae
Gene: PIF1
Product: PIF1 5'-to-3' DNA helicase
Exons: 12
Coding region: 376-2316 (646 amino acids)
Biological process (GO): DNA repair; telomere maintenance
Molecular function (GO): DNA helicase activity
Source: RefSeq, a predicted model, not a curated record
ACCUGGGACCCUUCAGUCCGCAGGCCGACGCUCUAUCCACUGAGCCAAACCGGUUUCGGCUGAAGCUGCCUUCUUUCCUGCCCAGGGUCCCCCUUCUUCCGCUGCCCUGGCCGGACAGCCGAGGCUCCCCAAACCCGAGUGCGUUUGACGCUCUGGAAAUGAUUGUGUAGGAUGUCAUUCCUAAAUGAAUGUCCUCAAUUGCAGCCCCAGGGUCCUUUUACCAUCCCUGUGACCUCUUGGUGUUACCAGAGGGGGGUAGGAUGCUAAGUGGCCUUGACCGGGCUCCCCGCCACGGCCUCACACCACCUGUUGCGUCCUUGAGUCCCGGUGGUUCCUGAGCUCCGAUCCCUUCGCAGACCUGCAGCGGCGGCGGCGAUGCUGUGCGGGUCCCCGGCGGCGGCGGAGUGCGAGGACGCGGAGCUGCGGUGCCGCGUGGCGGUGGAGGAGCUGAGCCCCGGCGGGCAGCCGCGGAGGCGCCAGGCCGUGCGCGCCGCGGAGCUGCGUCUGGGCCGCAACGAGCGGCGCGAGCUGGUGCUGCGGCUGCAGGCGCCGGGGCCGGCCGGGCGGCCGCGCUGCUUCCCCCUGCGCGCCGCGCGCCUCUUCACGCGCUUCGCCGCCUCCGGCCGCAGCGCCCUGCGGCUCCCCGCCGCCGGCCCGCCCCGCGCGGGCGCCGUGCAGCUGCUGCUCUCCGACUGCGCCCCGGACCGCCUGCGCCGCUUCCUGCGCCUGCUGCGCCUCAAGCUGGCCGCGGCGCCCGGCCCCGCGCCGCCCUCCGCCCGCGCGCAGCUGCUGGGCCCGCGGCCCCGCGACUUCCUCACCGUCAGCCCGGCGCAGCCCGAGGAGCUGCGGCGCGCGGCGGCGCCCCGGGGCCCGGACCCGACGCCGGCGGAGCGGCAGGCGGAGCCGCGGGUGGGGGCCGAGCCCAGCACCGAGAGGACAGGAAAGGGGGAAGCCCCGAGGUGGCCCCUGCCUGUGAAGAAGCUGAACUUGGCCCCCGCCAAGCCACAGCUUUCUGAGGAGCAGGCCGCAGUGCUGAGGGCCGUCCUGAAAGGCCGGAGCAUUUUCUUCACGGGGAGCGCAGGGACAGGGAAGUCUUACCUGCUGAAGCGCAUCCUGGGCUCACUGCCUCCCACGGGCACGGUGACCACUGCCAGCACGGGGGUGGCAGCCUGCCACAUCGGGGGGACCACCCUCCACGCCUUUGCAGGCAUCGGCUCGGGCCAGGCGCCCCUGGCGCAGUGUGUGGCCCUGGCCCAGCGGCCAGGCGUGCGGCAGGGCUGGCUGAACUGCCAGCGGCUGGUCAUCGAUGAGAUCUCCAUGGUGGAGGCAGAGCUGUUUGACAAGCUGGAGGCCGUGGCCAGGACUGUCCGGCAGCAGGAUAAGCCGUUCGGAGGGAUCCAGCUCAUCAUCUGUGGGGACUUCCUGCAGCUGCCGCCUGUCACCAAGGGCUUCCAGCCCCCGCAGUUCUGCUUCCAGGCCAAGAGCUGGAGGAGGUGUGUCUCAGUGACCCUGGAGCUGACCAAGGUGUGGAGGCAGGCAGACCAGACCUUCGUCUCCCUGCUGCAGGCUGUGCGACUGGGCAGGUGCUCAAAGGAGGUGACCCGCCAGCUCCAGGCUACGGCCACCCACAAGGUGGGGCGAGACGGAAUUGUGGCCACCAGGCUCUGCACCCACCAGGAUGAUGUGGCUGUCACCAAUGAGAAGCGGCUGCGGGACCUGCCAGGUGAGGCGCACAGCUUUGAGGCCAUGGACAGUGACCCUGAGCAAGCCCGGGCUCUGGAUGCCCAGUGUCCCGUCGGCAAGCUCCUUCAGCUGAAGCUGGGCGCCCAGGUGAUGCUGGUGAAGAACUUGGCGGUGUCCCGGGGCCUGGUGAACGGUGCCCGCGGGGUGGUAGUCGGCUUUGAGACCGAGGGGAGAGGGCUGCCCCAGGUGCACUUCCUGUGUGGCGUCACCGAGGUCAUCCGUGCGGAGCGCUGGACGGUGCAGACCACCGGGGGCCGGCUCCUCAGCCGGCAGCAGCUGCCCCUCCAGCUGGCCUGGGCCAUGUCCAUCCACAAGAGCCAGGGCAUGACCCUGGAUUGCGUGGAGAUCUCCUUGGGCCGCGUGUUUGCCAGCGGCCAGGCCUACGUGGCCCUUUCCCGGGCCCGCAGCCUGCAGGGCCUGCGUGUGCUGGAUUUUGACCCCAUGGUGGUUCGCUGUGACCCCCGUGUGCUCCGCUUCUAUGCCAGCCUGCGGCGGGACAGUGGUCUCCGUCUGGAGUCUCCCUGUGAUGAGGAAGCAGCCUCAGACCAAGAGAAUGUGGAUCCAAACCUUUGAGCCACAAAGAGAAGACAGAGGAUGGUCUCCCCCUCGUUGCUCCUGAGUGAGCGAGGACCCCAUGACAUACCAGGGGAGGAUGGUCAGUGCCCCUUCUCCCUUCGUGAGGGUCUCUCAGCCUCCUGGCACUGGUAUAGGGAUAGCCAUUUGCCAGCUGUGCCUCAGUUUCUCCCCUUGCCCUGAGUGAGCUGCUUCCAGGGUCAGGAGGAAUCUUUCUUUGCCAGGUGGGAAUGGGCCUGCGGUGGUAUCUGGUGUUAGAGAACAGGGGCUGGCCAUGGGACCCCGGUCAGGAGGGCCGCCCCCUUCGGCCAGCAGCGGGGAGAGGUGUUCCAGGAGCAGGAAUAGGCACGUGGGUCCUGAGGGACUCCGGCGGAGUACAGGCCCCGCCCGGAGAAGGGAACCUGAGGUGAUCUCACAGCCAGGCCCAGCCCAGCACCGAGAGGACCAGCGCCCUCCUGAGCCUGAAGUGGGAACGCGCACAGCAAACUGUGCGCCUGUGCCUUAAGCUGCUUUCUGGGGAAAGAAAUAGUGAGUGAGGCGAAACUGGUUUGGCUCAGUGGAUAGAGCGUCAGCCUGCAGACUGACAGUCCCAGGUUUGAUUCCG